AUGGUGGGCGCGGGGCGCCGGGCCCGCCUCCGGCCCCAGCCCGCGGCUCGCGGCCGUGCAGCCCGGCCCGGCCGCUCUGCGUCCACCGGCGACCACCCCACCCACUCCCACGCCCUCGGAGCCACGUCCCCUACCCCUCUCCGGCCGGCUUCUAAGGUCCCAGGCCACGUCCAGUCCGGAAGUCGUAGGGAAGUGGGGAGGUCAGGACGGUGGCGCCCGCGGCUUGGGUCCUCCUUGGGGCGGUGUGCGCGCGGCUUUCUCUUCCACCGUCCUGGACCUGCUCUGACUCCCGGCCCGAGGCUCCCCGCGUGGCCUCGCGUCUGGUCGCCGGCCCCUCGCGGCUCGCUCCGCCCAGCAUGGACCCGGAUCCGGGGCGCCUCAGUGGCAAUCUGCCAGGAGGGCCGUAAGGUGCAAGGGAACCAGUUACAAAUAGCAGUGCUGGACUUGAGGAGGGCUCCUCCUGAACUGGAAGGCAAGCAGGAGGACGCUCCCCCGGGGCUCGGUCCAGGAGAAAACCUGCUGCCAGUGUGGAGUCUUGGCGGGGCGGUCCCGGCGAGGCCGCCUGCGAGGGUGGCUGGCUCAGCCCGGACUGGGUCUCCUGGCCACGCGGGCCGCAAGGCCGCAGCUCCCAGAGAGGAGGGCCCGGGCUGUUUUGCUCAAGGCAGCCAAAGAAUUCAGAGCAAGUCCACGUGGACAUGCAGGUCUCCGCGAGCGAGGAUUUCCUGCGAGGCUGAUCGCGAGGAAGUGCCGGCCCAGAGGCUCGGGCGCGGUGUCUCCCCGGGAACGCGGCCGGCUGAGAAGGCCGGGGCGCUCGCCAGGAGCGGGGACGUCCUCGGUGUCGCGGGGACGGAAGGAGGCGGCGCAGGCCCGGAGACGUGCGCGCGGGCGGCGAGAGGGCGCUGUGGCCCGUGCCUGCCGGCCGGAGUCCCACCAGCGGUGGGCGCGACCCACCUCCUCCCACGGCGGCUUAAUUCGGGAAACUAGAAGAAAACACAUCAAGGCGUUUCAGUAAACCCUAAGCGGCUCCGGA
This is a messenger RNA of Sapajus apella (tufted capuchin), 1030 nucleotides long. Its product is annotated as translation initiation factor IF-2-like. Lineage: Eukaryota; Metazoa; Chordata; Mammalia; Primates; Cebidae. The coding region runs from base 1 to 984 and encodes 327 amino acids. The record is from RefSeq and is a predicted model, not a curated record. The transcript is spliced from 6 exons.